UUUCGUGUUUCGAGUUUUUAAUUUUAUCAUAAUUUGUUUUCACUUUUAAUAUUCUUCUCCUAGGCGGAACAACAUUAAAUUUAUUAUUAUCCCUCUUUGCCAAAGUAAUGAAUACUGUAGCUUGGGCAUCCGCCCCUCUUUUACUUAGCGAAAUGGCACCUACAACAAUAAGAAAUAUGAGCUAUGGAUUUGUUUCUACAAUUGGGGAACUUGGAUCUGUACUUGCUCCUUAUAUGAAAAGAAUUGGGGAUGAAAAUAAACAAAAAGGAAUAAUUGCAUUAAUGUCUAUUUUGGCUGUUUUGGUUUCGAUGAUGGCACCAGAAACAGUUGGAAAAUCAUUACCACAAGAUUUGGACGAUUUUGAUUCUGGUCCCUUUAUAAAUUUUAUUAAAAAAUGUCGUAGAGUAAUACGUCCAACAAAAAGGGAAGACAAAAGGAAAGAAAAUGGGAAGUUAAGCGAAAAUGUUAUUUUCUUAGAAGAGAAAAGGGAAGACGAAAAACUACAAAAUGCUCAUUAA
This is a messenger RNA of Meloidogyne enterolobii, 518 nucleotides long. Lineage: Eukaryota; Metazoa; Nematoda; Chromadorea; Rhabditida; Meloidogynidae. The record is from the annotation of a GenBank genome assembly.